Messenger RNA from Calidris pugnax (ruff), 1949 nucleotides. Its product is annotated as protein transport protein Sec24B-like. Gene Ontology annotation, cellular component: endoplasmic reticulum exit site; COPII vesicle coat. The annotation marks the transcript as partial. Gene Ontology annotation, biological process: endoplasmic reticulum to Golgi vesicle-mediated transport; COPII-coated vesicle cargo loading; intracellular protein transport. Gene Ontology annotation, molecular function: zinc ion binding; SNARE binding. The record is from RefSeq and is a predicted model, not a curated record. NCBI's taxonomy places the organism in Eukaryota, Metazoa, Chordata, Aves, Charadriiformes, Scolopacidae. The transcript is spliced from 9 exons.
GCUCCCGUGGGGCGGCCGCGGCCUCGGCCUCCCCCCUCACCUCCACCAGGCCCCGGUUGGCGACCCUCAACGCCCGCUCUGCGGUCGGGGCGGAGAAGAAGGAGGAAGGGAAGCGGGCCGAAGUGAAGGAGAGCUGCCAGGAGCCAUGUCCGCACCCGCCGGGCUACCGCCGCGGCCCGCCGGUGCCGCCGCCGCCGCCGCCGUUUACCCGGGCGGGCCCGGCGCCUUCCGGGAGGCCGCGGCCCCUCAGAGCGGCGCGCCGAGCUACCAGAACGGUCCUGUGCAAAGUCGGAUGCCGUUCCCUUCUGGCUAUGGCUCGCAUCCUCCAAACUAUAGUGUGCCCUCAGGACACUAUUCCCAAGUGCCCAAUAAAGCUGCUGCUUCACAUUUGGAUAAUCAGUAUAGAGCCAAUUAUUACCCUACUUAUUAUUCAGCACCAGCACAAAAUGUCAUGGCACCUUCUGUGGGUACCAAUGUGUUGAAUAUACAGGAAUCCCAGCAGUUGUACAAUAAAACUCCUCCCCAUACGGUGGGGUCAGCUGAAGGACCUAUUCAAGGAGCAAUAUCAUCUGCAUCCUACUUGCAUACGAGUGCUCAGCAGUCAUAUUCAGCGUUUGGUAAUCACUACAGCACUUCUGUCAGCUCUUCAGUUGCAUCUCAGGGAUUUCCCCCUAAUUCUGAUCACUACGCCAUGCCUCUGGCUUCUAGUGCCAUGUAUCCUCAUGUUCCCUAUCCUGCGGCUGCUGGCAGUGUGUACGGGCAAGCAUUUACCUCUCAGAGCCUACCUGCUGUUGGACAGUCCAAAGAGACAAAUACCUUUUCUAGCCAGAGUACAUCAGUACCUCAUUCCCUUCAACAGCACGUUCCUGUGGGAUAUAACUCCACGUUAUCAACUGUUUCAUCUGCUCCGUCUGUUCAAGACGGCUUCGGCAGGAACCUCGCCGGGUCGGUUGCUAAAGUAAACAACCAAAUAAACACAGGUGGUGGUGGUUCUUCACAGCCUGUGCGCUCUGGGAGCCAGAGCCUUCCAUUUACCAAGCCUGGGGCUGGAACAUCUGCUUCCUCUGCUGUCAUCUCCUCAGUGAGGACACCUGCUCCAAGCCUUUCUACACAGCCACGAUCUUCACCCUCUGUUACGCAGUCACCAGAGCCGGCCCUUCAGGAAGGCAUGCAGUAUGGUGGAUAUGUUAAUAAUCAAGCUAGCUCUGCACCAGCUCCCUUGUCAUCAAGUUCAGAUGAUGAGGAAGAGGAUGAGGAGGAUGAGGAAGCAGCAAUUGAUAGUUCCUCUACUACAAGCAGUGCCUCUCCUGUUCUGAACAAUUAUGAUGCUCUGGAAGGAGGUGGCUAUCCAGAGACACGUUCUGUGACCAGCAGCCCAGUUCCUCCUCCAUCAGUCCCCCAAACAUCAAAAGCUUCUAAGCCCUUUGGUUAUGGAUAUCCAGCACUGCAGCCUGGCUACCAAAAUGCUGCACCACCUGCUCCUGUGCAGCCCAGUAAUCCAGGUCACCAUCCUGGGUUUCAGCACUAUCCACAGCAAUAUCCAGGUGUGAACCAGCUGUCCUCUUCUUUAGGAGGGUUAAGUCUACAGCAUUCUCAGCAGCCGGAGAGCUUGAGACCAGUAAACCUUACACAAGAUAGAAAUAUUUUGCCUGUAUCUUCAGUUCCAGCACCUGUGCCUAACUUGAAUUCUGAUCUUAGGAAAUUAAACUGCAGUCCAGACUCAUUUCGAUGUACGUUGACAAAUAUUCCCCAGACACAGGCUUUGUUAAACAAAGCUAAGCUUCCUUUGGGUUUGUUGCUGCAUCCCUUCAGAGACCUAACGCAAUUACCAGUAAUAACAUCAAGCACAAUAGUGAGAUGCAGAUCCUGCAGGACAUACAUCAACCCUUUUGUUUCUUUCAUUGAUCAAAGGAGGUGGAAAUGUAAUCUCUGCUAUAGAGUUAACGAUG